CGCGGCGUCCAGGCGGCGGCGGCGGCGACGGCGGCGGCUCCUCAGUGUCCGGCUCAAGCUCCGGCUGCAGCUCUGGCUCGCGAUGCCCCACUCGGUGACCCUGCGCGGCCCUUCGCCCUGGGGCUUCCGCCUGGUGGGCGGCCGGGACUUCAGCGUACCCCUCACCAUCUCGCGGGUCCAUGCUGGCAGCAAGGCUGCCCUGGCUGCCCUGUGCCCUGGAGACCUGAUCCAGGCCAUCAAUGGUGAGAGCACAGAGCUCAUGACACACCUGGAGGCGCAGAACCGCAUCAAGGGCUGCCAUGACCACCUCACACUCUCCGUGAGCAGGCCUGAAGGCAGGAGCUGGCCCAAUACCCCAGAGGACAGCAAGGCUCAGGCACACAGGAUCCACAUCGAUCCCGAGGCCCAGGAUGGCAGUCCAGCGACAAGCAGGUGGCCCUCAGCCACGGGCCUUGGGCCAGAAGAUGGCAGGCCAGGCCUGGGAUCUCCUUACGGGCAGUCACCUCGCCUCCCAGUCCCUCACAAUGGCAGCAGCAGUGAGGCUACUUUACUGGCCCAGAUGGGCACCCUGCACGUGUCUCCACCCCACAGCACUGACCUGGCCAGAGGCCUUUCGCGGAGCCGCGACUGCGGAGUAGACCUGGGCUCAGAGGUGUACAGGAUGCUUCGGGAGUCGGCGGAGCCCACGGCUGCGGAGCCCAAGCAGUCAGGCUCCUUCCGCUACUUGCAGGGCAUGCUAGAGGCCGGCGAGGGCGGGGAACGGCCCGGGCCUGGCGGCCCCCGGAACCUCAAGCCCACGGCGGGCAAGCUAGGCGCUCCGCUGAGCGGCCUGCAGGGGCUGCCGGAGUGCACGCGCUGCGGCCACGGCAUCGUGGGUACCAUCGUCAAGGCGCGGGACAAGCUCUACCACCCCGAGUGCUUCAUGUGCAGCGACUGCGGCCUGAACCUCAAGCAGCGGGGUUACUUCUUUCUGGACGACCGGCUCUACUGCGAAAGCCACGCCAAGGCGCGCGUCAAGCCGCCUGAGGGCUACGACGUGGUGGCGGUGUACCCCAAUGCCAAGGUGGAACUCGUCUGAGCCGCUCCCGGAACCUCCCAUCCCCGACUCUGCUUUUUUUAAUGUCCCCGCGCACCCGUGUAAAUAUGUUUGCGCCCUGCGUCUCUAAUAAACUCCCUCUGCUUGGC
Molecule: messenger RNA, 1185 nt
Organism: Balaenoptera acutorostrata (minke whale)
Lineage: Eukaryota; Metazoa; Chordata; Mammalia; Artiodactyla; Balaenopteridae
Gene: PDLIM4
Product: PDZ and LIM domain 4
Exons: 7
Coding region: 83-1078 (331 amino acids)
Biological process (GO): actin cytoskeleton organization; heart development; muscle structure development
Cellular component (GO): stress fiber; filamentous actin; adherens junction
Molecular function (GO): muscle alpha-actinin binding; actin binding
Source: RefSeq, a predicted model, not a curated record